GCGAAGAUGGCGGAGGCGGCAGCGGCUGCGGCCGGGCCCCGGGUGGCUGAGGCGCCGAGCUCGCUGCUGCUCGUGGUGGGCGGCGAGUGCAGCUGCCCGGGGCUGCUCAACUACGUGCUGGAGGAGCUCGAACGAGGCCUCCAGUCUUGGGACAUUGACCCUGGCAUCUGCAGCCUGGAUGAGCAGCUCAAGAUCUUUGUGUCCCGGCACUCGGCCACCUUCUCCAGCCUCGUGAAAGGCCAGCGCAGCCUGCACCUCCGAGGAGACGCUCUGGAUAUCCUGGUCCUCCUGAACCCAUCAGACAAGUCCCUAUGUGAUGAGCUCCGGAACCUUCUCCUAGACCCUGCCCCUCACAAGCUUCUGGUGCUGGCUGGGCCCUGCCUGGAGGAGACAGGAGAGCUGCUGCUCCAGACUGGGGGCUUCUCACCCCGCCACUUCCUCCAGGUUCUGAGGGACAAAGAGAUCCGGGAUCUCCUGGCUUCUGCACCCCCAUCUGCAGACCCGCCCAAGCUCACCAUCACCUGCCCAACCUUUGGCGACUGGGCCCAGCUGGCACCCGAAGUGCCUGGCCUCCAGGGCGGGCUCCGGCUGCGGCUGAACCCCCCGGUGCAGCGGCCGGCCUCGGAGGGCCUGCGUGAGUUCCUGGAGUAUGUGGCCGAGUCACUGGAGUUGCCGGCCCCCUUUGAGCUGCUUGAGCCACCGGCAUCCGUGGGCUUCCUCAGGCUCGCCCGGCCUUGCUGCUACGUCUUCCCUGGUGGCCUCGGGGACGCCGCCUUCUUCGCCGUUAAUGGCUUCACUAUGUUGGUCAACGGCGGCUCGAACCCCAAGUCGAGCUUCUGGAAGCUGGUGCGGCACCUGGACCGGGUGGACGCUGUGCUGGUGACGCAUGCGGGCGCCGACAGCCUUCCGGGCCUCAACAGCCUGCUGCGGCGCAAGCUGGCGGAGCAGGAGGAGGCAGCGACCGGUGGGGGCUCUGGGGAUGACAGGCUGCGCAGACUCGUCUCCCCCAGCCUGGGUGUUGUGUUCCUCAACGCCCGCGGGGCCACCUCCCGCCUGGUGCGUGGUGAGGAUGAGGCGGAGUUGGCCCGAAGCCUUCUGGCUCGGCUGGGCAUAGAGCCUCUGCCCCUGAGCCGGGGGCUGACGCCGACCGAGCCCACUGUACUCUUCCAGAAGAUGGGUGUCGGCCGGCUGGACAUGUACGUGCUGCACCCGCCCUCAGCUGGUGCCGAGCGCACGCUGGCCUCCGUGUGUGCCCUGCUGGUGUGGCAUCCCACGGGCCCCACCGAGAAGGUAGUGCGCGUGCUAUUCCCUGGCUGCACGCCACCUGCUCGCCUCCUAGACGGCCUAGUCCGCCUGCAACACUUGGGCUUUUUGCGGGAGCCCGUGGUGACCCCCCAAGACCUGACAGGGCCUAGGCGCACUGAGAGCAAGGAAAGUGUGGGCUCCCGGGACAGCUUGAGGAGAGAGGGCCGGACUUCGGUGCCUGCCAGGCCUGCCCAGGAGCGCUCUGGGGUGGCCCGGAAGGAGCCGCCACGAUCUGAGGCCUCUCGCAGGGCUGAGAAGGAAGCUAGACACCCCGGGGAGGUGAAGAAGGACCCCAAACCAAGUGCCCCUCGGACCCAGCCCAGGGAGUUGACCCGGGCAUCCUCUACUGUGGUCGGUGGCAAGAAGGCAGGUGCCCAGGCAGCCGCCAAGCCCCGAAGAGCACCCAGCAAUCACCGCCCGGGUGUCCCAUUGGUGGGGAAUGGGCCCCACAGCCCCCCCAGCUUCCGGUGUGGAGAGGCCAGUCCCUCCAUAGAGGCCUGCAGCUCUCCUGUCCCCCAGCUGGUGGCCACCCCCAGCCAAGGGAGCAGCCUGGAGCUGGGGCUGAGCCCCAUAGGGGAGGACAGUAGCAGCCUAAAGACUCAGGAGCAGCUGGUAGCCAGUUGCACCCCCCCUCCCUGCACUCCCUCGCCAGCUGGAGCUCCCCAGGGCCCAGCUGAGGGUAGGCAGCUGUCACUGAGCCCACUGCGGGGUGGGGAGGCUGGGCCAGACGGCUCCCCCACGGUGACCACACCUUCCCUGCCGGCUGAGGUGGGCUCUCCGCACUCCACAGAGGUGGACGAGUCCCUGUCCGUCUCCUUUGAGCAGGUGCUGCCACCGCCCCCUAUUCCCAUGAGUGAGGCAGGGCUGAGCCUCCCGCUUCGAGGCCCCCGGGUGCGUCGCUCGGCCUCCCCACAUGACGUGGACCUGUGCUUGGUGUCGCCCUGUGAGUUUGAGCACCGCAAGAUGGUGCCCGUGGCGCCGGCCCCCACGUCCCCUGGUAGCUCCAAUGACAGCAGCGCCCGGUCCCAGGAGCGGGCAGGUGCUCUGGGGGCUGAGGAAACGCCGCCCACGUCUGUCAGCGAGUCCCUUCCCACGCUGUCCGACUCAGACCCCCUGCCUGCUGCCGCCCCUGGCACUGCAGACUCAGAUGAGGACAUGGAGGGCUUUGGGGCCCCUCAUCGGAACCAGCUGCCCAACCCCCUCAAGGUUCCCCCACCACUGCCAACCCCACCCAACAUCUGCAUGGUGGACCCAGAGCUGCUGCCCCCUGAACAGGCCCGGCUGACAGAGAGCCUCAGCCGUACCCGGAAGUCCCUGGCUCGCCCCACCUCCAGCACUGCCACCUCCAAAUCCACUCCAGCGAUCGCUGCCAAGACCAAGGGACUGGCUGGUAGGGACCGGGCCAGUCGGCCACUCAGCGCCCGGAGCGAGCCCAGUGACAAGGGAGGUCGGGCACCCCUGUCCAGAAAGCCCUCAGUCCCCAAGAUGACCCUUCGGGGCCCAUCUGGGUCAGCCAGCAGCCGGCCAGGUGGGUUGGAGGCCUCCCCUGGCUCCCCUGUCUACCUUGACCUGGCCUACUUGCCCAGCGGGGGCAGCGUCUGCCUGUUAAAUGAGGAGUUCUUUCGGCGGGUGCGCUCACUCUGCUAUGUCAUCAGCGGCCAGGACCAGCACAAGGAAGAGGGCAUGCGGGCUGUCCUGGACGCAUUGUUGGCUGGCAAGCAGCAGUGGGACCGUGACCUACAGGUGACCCUGAUCCCCACCUUCGACUCCAUGGCCAUGCAUGAGUGGUAUGAGGAGACGCAUGCCCAGCACCAGGCGCUAGGCAUCACGGUGCUGGGCAGUAACAGCACAGUGUCCAUGCAGGACGAGGCCUUCCCUGCUUGCAAGGUGGAGUUCUAGUCCUGCCUCACCACUACACCUACCCCACCCCUCAGCCCAAAUCUGCCACCAUCCUGAGAAUCACUGCAUCAGAAAUAAACCAAGUGCCCCACUCCA
This is a messenger RNA of Eptesicus fuscus (big brown bat), 3300 nucleotides long. It is a transcript of the gene MAP1S, whose product is annotated as microtubule associated protein 1S. The record is from RefSeq and is a predicted model, not a curated record. The transcript is spliced from 7 exons. Gene Ontology annotation, cellular component: microtubule; cytosol; neuronal cell body. NCBI's taxonomy places the organism in Eukaryota, Metazoa, Chordata, Mammalia, Chiroptera, Vespertilionidae. Gene Ontology annotation, molecular function: actin binding; microtubule binding. Gene Ontology annotation, biological process: microtubule cytoskeleton organization; axonogenesis; dendrite development. The coding region runs from base 7 to 3204 and encodes 1065 amino acids.